Molecule: messenger RNA, 7524 nt
Organism: Tupaia belangeri chinensis (Chinese tree shrew)
Lineage: Eukaryota; Metazoa; Chordata; Mammalia; Scandentia; Tupaiidae
Gene: PIK3C2A
Product: phosphatidylinositol-4-phosphate 3-kinase catalytic subunit type 2 alpha
Exons: 34
Coding region: 290-5356 (1688 amino acids)
Biological process (GO): phosphatidylinositol-3-phosphate biosynthetic process; phosphatidylinositol 3-kinase/protein kinase B signal transduction; phosphatidylinositol-mediated signaling
Cellular component (GO): phosphatidylinositol 3-kinase complex; plasma membrane; cytoplasm
Molecular function (GO): 1-phosphatidylinositol-4-phosphate 3-kinase activity; 1-phosphatidylinositol-3-kinase activity; phosphatidylinositol binding
Source: RefSeq, a predicted model, not a curated record
GGCGGCCACACUAAGAGGCCUGGGGGAGUCUGAGCCAAGGGGGACGUGGCGCUCUGCGACGCAGGCUGGGAGGCUGCCCCUUUUCCUUCCCUCGCUUUCCUGGAGAAGCCUAUGGAGCAGGAUUUGGACCGGAUCCCGCAGAACAUCAACUGGCCAAUUAGUUACGAAGGGAAGUUCUUCAUCAUGUCCAGAAGAGGAGAUGAGGCAGAGUACUUACUCCCGAGAGAUGGUCUUGCUAAUUCAUAAGCUACAAGAAAAAAAAUAGAUUGGGGAAGGUUUGGUCUAUUUAAUGGACAUGGCUCAGAUAUCCAGCAGCAAUGGAUUUAAACAAAAUUCAUCUUCACAUCUAGAAUCAACAAGAACAUCAGAUGUGGACAAAGAAGAAGCAUUGCAGAUGGAAGCAGAGGCUUUAGCAAAACUGCAGAAGGAUAGACAAGGAACUGACAACCAGAGAGACGUUGAGUUGUCAAGCAGCAACAGACAAAAAGCACAAGUUUUUAACAAACAGGAUUAUGAUCUCAUGGUAUUUCCUGAAUCAGAUUCCAAAAAAAGAGCAGUAGAUAUUGAUGUAGAAAAACUCACCCAAGCUGAACUUGAGAAACUGUUGCUAGAUGACAAUUUUGAGACUAAAAAGACACCUGCAUUACCAGUUACUCCUGUUCUGAGCCCUUCGUUUUCAGCACAGCUCUAUCUUAGACCCACUAUUCAGAGAGGACAAUGGCAACCUGGCUUAUCUGGGCCUUCCAAUUAUACUUUACCUUCUAUUUAUCCUUCAGCUUACAGUAAACAGGCUGCAUUCCAGAAUGGCUUCAAUCCAAGAAUGCCUACUUUUCCACCUACAAAACCUGUAUAUUUAAGUCUUCCGGGACAUUCUCCAUACUUUUCAUAUCCUUUGACACCUGUCACACCUUUUCAUCCUCAAGGAAGCUUACCUAUCUAUCAUCCAGUAGUCAGUCCUGACAUGGCAAAACUAUUUGACAAAAUAGCUAGUACAUCUGAAUUUUUAAAAAAUGGGAAAGCAAGGACUGAUUUGGAAAUAAAUGCAAAAGCUACAGUUAGCAAUCUACAGGUAUCCCCAAAAUCUGAAGAUAUCAGUAAAUUUGACUGGUUAGACUUGGAUCCUCUAAGUAAGCCAAAAGUGGACAAUGUGGAAAUAUUAGAUCAUGAAGAGAAAAAUGUUCCAAGUUUGCUAGCAGAAGAUCCUUGGGAUGCUGUUCUUCUUGAAGAAAGAUCACUUGCAAGUUGUCACCUUGAAAGAAAGGUGAAUGGAAAAUCUCUUUCUGGGACAACUGUAACAAGAAGUCAGUCUUUAAAUAUUCGAACAACUCACGUUACAAAAGUCCAGGGCCAAAUGUCUCAGAAAGACCCAAAUGGGACCAGUAGUUUGCCAACUGGAAGUUUUCCUCUGCAAGAAAUUGAAGUACAGAAUGAAGAGGUGGCAGCUUUUUGUCAGUCCAUUACAAAAUUGAAGACCAAAUUUCCAUAUACCGAUCACUGCACAAAUCCAGGCUAUUUAUUAAGUCCAGUCACGGUGCAAAGAAACGUAUGUGGAGAAAAUGCUAGUGUCAAGGUCUCCAUUGAAAUUGAAGGAUUUCAACUACCAGUUACUUUUACAUGUGAUGUGAGUUCUACUGUUGAAAUCAUUAUAAUGCAAGCUCUUUGCUGGGUACACGAUGACUUGAAUCAAGUAGAUGUUGGCAGCUAUGUUUUGAAAGUUUGUGGUCAAGAAGAAGUGCUGCAAAAUAAUCAUUGCCUUGGAAGUCAUGAGCAUAUUCAAAACUGUCGAAAAUGGGACACAGAGAUUAAACUACAACUUUUGACCUUCAGUGCAAUGUGCCAAAUAUUGGCUCGAACAGCAGAAGAUGAUGAAACACCUGUGGAUUUAAACAAAUACCUGUAUCAAAUAGAAAAACCUUAUAAAGAAGUCAUGACAAGACACCCUGUGGAAGAACUAUUAGAUUCUUAUCACAACCAAGUAGAACUGGCCCUUAAAACAGAAAACCAGCACCGAGCAGUGGAGCAAGUAAUUAAAGCUGUAAGAAGAAUCUGUAGUGCUUUAGAUGGUGUAGAGACUCUUGCCAUUACAGAAUCAGUAAAGAAGCUAAAGAGAGCAGUUAACCUUCCGAGGAGUAGAAGUGCUGAUGUGACUUCACUGUCAGGAGGAGGAGACGCUAUCAAGAGUUCAGCUCAGGGCUCAAUGAAUCCUGAAAAUCUCGUUCAAGUAAGCGUGAACCAAUUAACUGCAGCAAUUUAUGAUCUUCUCAGACUCCAUGCAAAUUCUGGUAGGGGUUCUACAGAGUGUGCCCCAAGUGGCAGAAACAUUAGGGAAGCAUGGACUACAACAGAACAGCUCCAGUUUACUAUUUUUGCUGCACAUGGAAUUUCAAGUAACUGGGUAUCAAAUUAUGAAAAAUACUACUUGGUGUGCUCCCUGUCUCACAAUGGAAAGGAUCUUUUUAAACCAAUUCAGUCAAAGAAGGUUGGCACUUAUAAGAAUUUCUUCUAUCUUAUUAAAUGGGAUGAACUAAUCAUUUUUCCCAUCCAGAUAUCACAAUUGCCAUUAGAAUCACUUCUUCAUCUUACUCUUUUUGGAAUUUUAAAUCAGAGCAGUGGAAGUUCCCCUGAUUCUAAUAAGCAGAGAAAGGGGCCAGAAGCUUUGGGCAAAGUUUCCUUACCUCUUUUUGACUUUAAACGGUUUUUAACAUGCGGAACCAAACUUCUGUAUCUUUGGACUUCAUCACAUACAAAUUCUAUUCCUGGAACACUUCCCAGAAAAGGCUAUGUCAUGGAAAGAAUAGUGCUACAGGUUGAUUUUCCUUCUCCUACAUUUGAUAUUAUUUAUACGACUCCUCAAGUUGACAGAAGCAUUAUACAGCAACAUAACUUAGAAACACUGGAGACUGAUGUAAGAGAGAAACUUCUUGAUAUUCUUAACAGAGAUUCAUCCCUUGGACUUUCUAAAGAAGAUAAGGCCUUUUUGUGGGAGAAACGUUAUUAUUGCUUCAAACACCCCAACUGUCUUCCUAAAGUACUAGCGAGUGCUCCAAACUGGAAAUGGGCUAAUCUUGCAAAAACGUACUCAUUGCUUUACCAGUGGUCUCCGUUGUACCCACUGACCGCGUUGGAGCUUCUUGACUCAAAAUUUGCUGAUCAGGAAGUAAGAUCUCUCGCUGUGACCUGGAUCGAGGCCAUUAGUGACGAUGAAUUAACAGAUCUUCUUCCACAGUUUGUGCAGGCUUUGAAAUAUGAAAUUUACUUGAAUAGUUCAUUAGUGCGCUUCCUUCUGUCCAGGGCAUUGGGAAAUAUCCAAAUAGCCCACACUUUGUAUUGGCUUCUCAAAGAUGCCCUGCAUGAUGCACAAUUUGGUACCCGAUACGAACAUGUUUUGGGUGCUCUCCUCUCGGUAGGAGGAAAAGGACUCAGAGAAGAACUUUUAAAGCAGACAAAACUCGUACAGCUUUUAGGAGGAGUAGCAGAAAAAGUAAGGCAGGCUAGUGGAUCAGCCAGACAGGUUGUCCUCCAAAGGAGUAUGGAACGAGUACAGUCCUUUUUUCUGAGAAAUAAAUGCCGUCUCCCUCUGAAUCCAAGUCUAGUGGCAAAAGAAUUAAAUAUUAAGUCAUGUUCUUUCUUCAGUUCUAAUGCCAUGCCCCUAAAAGUCACAAUGGUGAAUGCCGAUCCUAUGGGGGAAGAAAUUAAUGUUAUGUUUAAGGUUGGCGAAGAUCUUCGACAAGAUAUGUUAGCUUUACAGAUGAUAAAGAUUAUGGAUAAAAUAUGGCUUAAAGAAGGACUAGAUCUGAGGAUGGUAAUUUUCAAAUGUCUCUCAACUGGCAGAGAUCGAGGCAUGGUGGAGCUAGUUCCUGCCUCGGAUACCCUCAGGAAAAUCCAAGUGGAGUAUGGUGUGACAGGAUCCUUUAAAGACAAACCACUUGCAGAGUGGCUGAGGAAAUACAAUCCGUCUGAAGAGGAAUAUGAAAAGGCUUCUGAGAAUUUUAUCUAUUCUUGUGCUGGAUGCUGUGUAGCCACCUACGUCUUAGGCAUCUGCGAUCGACACAAUGACAAUAUAAUGCUUAGAAGCACAGGACACAUGUUUCACAUUGACUUCGGAAAGUUUUUAGGCCAUGCACAGAUGUUUGGUAGCUUCAGAAGGGAUCGGGCUCCUUUCGUGCUGACCUCUGAUAUGGCAUACGUCAUUAAUGGGGGUGAAAAGCCCACCAUUCGUUUCCAGUUGUUUGUGGACCUCUGUUGCCAGGCCUACAACUUGAUACGAAAGCAAACAAACCUCUUUCUUAACCUCCUUUCACUGAUGAUUCCUUCAGGAUUACCAGAACUUACAAGUAUUCAAGAUUUGAAAUAUGUUAGAGAUGCACUUCAGCCCCAAACUACAGAUGCAGAAGCUACAAUUUUCUUUACCAGGCUGAUUGAGUCAAGUUUGGGAAGCAUCGCCACGAAGUUCAACUUCUUCAUUCACAACCUUGCUCAGCUACGGUUUUCUGGUCUUCCUUCUAAUGAUGAACCCAUCCUUUCAUUUUCACCCAAAACAUACUCCUUUAGACAAGACGGGCGAAUCAAGGAAGUCUCUGUUUUCACAUAUCAUAAGAAAUACAACCCAGAUAAACAUUAUAUUUAUGUUGUCCGAAUUUUGAGGGAAGGACAGCUUGAACCAUCAUUUGUUUUCCGGACAUUUGACGAGUUUCAGGAACUUCACAAUAAACUCAGUAUUAUUUUUCCACUUUGGAAGUUACCAGGCUUUCCUAAUAAGAUGGUUCUAGGAAGAACACACAUAAAAGACGUAGCAGCCAAAAGGAAAAUUGAGUUAAACAGUUAUUUACAGAGUUUGAUGAGUGCUUCAACGGAUGUAGCAGAGUGUGAUCUGGUUUGUACUUUUUUCCACCCUUUACUUCGUGAUGAGAAAGCUGAAGGAAUAGCUAGGUCUGCAGAUGCAAGUCCUUUCAGUCCUACUCCAGGCCAAGUAGGAGGAUCAGUAAAAUUAUCUGUCUCUUACCGAAAUGGUACUCUUUUUAUCAUGGUGAUGCAUAUCAAAGAUCUGGUUACUGAAGAUGGGACUGACCCUAAUCCAUAUGUCAAAACAUACCUACUUCCAGAUACCCACAAAACCUCCAAACGUAAAACAAAAGUUUCACGAAAAACUAGGAAUCCAACAUUCAAUGAAAUGCUUGUGUACAGUGGAUAUAGCAAAGAAACCCUAAGACAGAGAGAACUUCAACUAAGUGUACUUAGUGCAGAAUCUCUGCGAGAGAAUUUUUUCUUGGGCGGAAUAACCUUGCCUUUGAAAGAUUUCAACUUAAGCAAAGAGACGGUGAAGUGGUAUCAGCUGACUGCAGCAACGUACUUAUAGAUGAGUGAACUUCUGAGCUUUGGAAGCAAGAACAGUUGUAAACAUGUGCUUACAUACACCUGUGAACUUUGUAUAGUAUUUUUAUACUUCGAUAGAAAUGAUAAAGUUAAAUAUACUUGCUGCAUUUCAACACACCCAUUGGACCAACAGUCACAUAACUAAUAACUUUUAUGAAUUUGUGGAAGCCAUUGCUAUUGUAAAGGCAUCGUGUAAAAUGCUACAAACCCUAAACUUUUAAUAAGGUCUGAAAAAGACUUGGAGAUAGAACUGUGUCUGCUCAGCCACCUAUUUUGCAUUGUUUCCUACAGACAUAGCCUGUAUAUUUCCCUGUUACGCACCUUCUAGAGCCUUCACCACUGUGUAUGUUCACAAACACCAAAGUAAAGAUGCAGGAUGUUACCGUAAAAUGCAGCUGCUAUUCACCAGGUUGGGAAGCAAAGCACAACAGAUAAUAGAUAGCUCUGUUCAGAACUACUCAGUAGUUUGUAGAAGUAGGGGAAAAAACAAUAUUGCUUUUUAUUCAUGUCUUUAAAGCCUUUUUCAGAAAAAGUGCCAAUCACCAAAAUUGUAAAUAAUGGUGCCUUACUUAACUUUAUAUGCUUCCUUGGCACUUUUUCUGAUGUUUUUCCUGACUUUUCACUCACUUUCAACUUGUUAAGGACAAGAAGAGAUGAUUUUCUCUACUUCUGAUGUGUGACUUAGUUAUUUUAACAGUCAAGCCAUUUAAGUUUUUGUUGCCCAAUACCCAAACAAGACUCGUCAAUCUAACUGUAUACAAAGUUCCCAUCAUUCCACUGUAAUCCCACAUGUAUGCCCACAUGUGUGAACUGAAGUUUGGUCAUUUCACCUCCAUCUCUCUACCCUCUGCUUCAUCAUUAAAACACGUGGAAGUUGUUCACUCAUAUGCUCAUUCCUGUUUGCAACAAAAUUCCGUUAGUAGGGCAGACUCUUCACAAGAGGCCCAGGACAAGAAUUCUUGGGUCCAGACUGAGUUUUAAUAUAGACGUCUAUGACCGUUUGUCUUGUAAGCUGUCUUACAUUUGUAAACGUACAUUCACAUGACAGAAUUAUUCUACUUAAUAUAAUGGGAUUCAGAAUCAUAAGGGACAGGAUUGAAAUUAUUCUGUAGUAGCCAUUAAAAAUGAUUCAUUUUUAUUAUUCAUUCAACUUCAAACAAUUUUGUUUAGUUUAGCUAAAUAUGUAUUUAUAGUAAUCACUCUCAUGGUUAGAAUAGAAAUUCGGACACUUUUAAAAUGGCAAUAAAAACUGUAGUAGUCAGGUUGCUGUGAGAAAACUGACAAAACAGUCAACGAAGAGUAUCGAGAGAAAGGACAAUCUCUGAUCGGUUCCCUAAACAGAAUCUGUGUGAGCUGUAUAAAUGUUUAGUGUAAAUUGCAUUUCUUACAGAGCAGAAAUAGAAGAGUUGAGGACAGAUCAGUGACACAGGUUUAAAAAAAAAGUCUUGAUAUUUUUGGUGCCUAACACUAAUGGUCCAUUUGUAGAAAAACCAAUGAGUGUGAUAUAUGAAUAUCUUUUUUAAAUGUUAAAAUUGUUGUCUAUUUAAUAAGUUAAUUAAAAUGCAGAUAAAAACACCACUGUUUGCUUUUUCCACGGUUAACGUUUCCUUUAAGUGUGUAAGUAUCUUCGUAAAUGUAAAUAGCACAAAUUUUUCACCUGCUUCUGAGACCUAAUUCCAUUCCAUGAGUUGUCACUUAGCCACUGUAAAAAAAUAAAGUACUGUCUUGGUCAAAGGUCAUUGUUAAUUGAACUUAACAUGCACUACUGCAUUUUGGUAGUCUGUUACAGCAGUGUCUUCUAGCAGAAAUAAUAGAGCUAGCAAAUUUAAUGUCACUUUUCAAUUAUCAGAAAUCGGGAUUUAUAUCUGAAAGUGUAUAUGAUGAUUAAUACUGUACAGUUAAUAAGAAUAGUGAUAAUGUUUUCUCUUAAUUUAACUCAUCCUGUGCCUUUUUGGUCAUUAAAACACAUACAUGUAUUUUACAUAUAUUUUAAUAUAAGUUUUUCUUCACUAAAUGCUAAUCUUUAGCCCAUACCAAAACAAACAAACAAAAGGAUAGACUCUUUGCACUACUAACUACUACCAGUUGAAUUUUAAAUCAGUUGGAUUCGUAAACAUCUUUUUAAAGGUUUGAAGUAAAUAUGAAAAACAA